GCAUAUUUCAGUCACAUACCCAUGACUCAAAGAAUUUAAUUUUGCUUCUCUGACUGUAUCUCAAUUUUGCAGAAUACCCUGGUCAGAAUCUGGGGGAAGUUUUGAUCUUUAUAAGGACCUAAUCCAGUUAAGCGGGACUAUUCCUAUCUUAUAGCAAGCCAAAUUGAGGUUUUGUGGACAGUUUAGGAGAAGCCCCAAGUGAAGAUCUUGUGUAUUUGGAUUUUUGAAGCUUCUGAGGUCUCUGGAGAUGGCUGGGGUGCAAGAUCAGUUAGAGAUCAAGUUUCGACUGACAGAUGGGUCUGAUAUAGGUCCUAAAACUUUUCCUGCUGCUACAAGUGUUGCAACUUUGAAGGAAAGCAUUCUUGCUCAAUGGCCUAAAGAAAAGGAGAAUGGUCCAAAGACUGUGAAAGACGUCAAGUUAAUUAGUGCAGGAAAAAUUUUGGAGAACAGCAGAACAUUGGGGGACUGCAGAAGCCCUCUUUGUGACAUUCCUGGUGGAGUUACAACGAUGCAUGUUGUCGUUCAACACCAAGCGUCAGAGAAAGAAAAGAAAGCUGCAAAUGAACCAAAGCAGAACAAAUGUUCUUGUGUCAUAUUAUAAUGUGCAGCACCAGGAGCAGGAUGUCAUCGUCUUCAGAUCUCUUUUAGGUAGUGUUGCAGCUGGUAUAGAUAAUGAAGUCAGUCCUUCCAGAUUGAUGAAAUGGUGGUUGGUAUCAUUUCAUAUUCGCCAUAACAGCCAUGUCUUUGUUGCAGGUCGACACCUCAUUUAUGUAACCGAUGAUUGUCUCUCUCCAUUUCCUUUUAAAUCAACUAGACUUUGCUAUUAAGCAAUUAAAUCCCAUAUUUUAUGUUCAAAACUUGUGUCUUACCAAAUGCAUUUACCACUUCUUUAUGUUUCAUCUUACAUUACGCCAUUGCUUGUCGUAUGAUCCGACUUGGUAACUGC
This is a messenger RNA of Rubroshorea leprosula, 946 nucleotides long. The record is from the annotation of a GenBank genome assembly. NCBI's taxonomy places the organism in Eukaryota, Viridiplantae, Streptophyta, Magnoliopsida, Malvales, Dipterocarpaceae.